Stereum hirsutum FP-91666 SS1 is the source of this 486-nucleotide messenger RNA. RefSeq lists its product as uncharacterized. The transcript is spliced from 2 exons. The record is from RefSeq and is a predicted model, not a curated record. NCBI's taxonomy places the organism in Eukaryota, Fungi, Basidiomycota, Agaricomycetes, Russulales, Stereaceae. Bases 1 to 486 code for a protein of 161 amino acids.
AUGUCCGACAUUAUCACGUUUUAUGAUGUACCGGGAAGCUCUGCGAAGGAUAUUGCUUGGAGUUCAAGUGCCUGGAAGGUUAGAUUCGUCUUGAAUAUCAAGAGGCUACCCUACAAGACAAUUUGGGUCGAGUUCCCCGACAUCGCCUCAGUCGCCAAGCAAAUCGGCGCGCCGCAUACAUCCAUAUCUCCCUCCGGUCCACAGUACACCAUUCCUUUCCUUCAAGAUCCCGAUACCGUAUACUCAGAUACUCCUGUCAUUAUCCCGAAAGGUACUGCGGCUCUGCAGAAUGCUUUCUCGGACAUGUUCUUCGAGGAAAUCGGAUAUCCGAUAUACCAGUAUAAUAGCCUACGGUUCAUGCAGCAACUCUCGAACCGCAGCCAAGCCUACUGGAGGAAGGAGAGAGAACCAUAUUUCGGGAUGAGGACCGAGGAGAUUGCGCCGGGGGUUUCGGAGAAGAGGACUGGGUUGUGGUUGGUGGGCUGA